AUGGCAGAAACAGCUAACAUCAUUGCUUUUAAAAAAGCAGUGCGUUCUAUUUCUAUAUUGUUGUGUGACGAGCUAUUGGAAAUAUGUGAAGAGGAAUCGAAGAAGAAAAAACGAAAAGUUUGGAUAAGAGAUUGGAUGGAUAAAAAAAAAUGUGGAGCAUCACAAACAAUUAUAAAAGAACUGCAUGACAAUGACCCACAAGAAUUUAGAUCUAUGAUUAGGCUAACACCAGAACAAUUUGAAGCGUUGUUGAUUAUGAUAAGUCCAAUCAUUACCCUUGAAGACACUUUUAUGCGUGACGCUCUACCGGCCAGGCUAAAGCUAGAAAUGACAUUAACAUUUCUAGCUUCAGGAAUGAAUUUCAGAAUGUUGUCAAUUAUGUUUCGUGUUUCUAAAUCAUCUAUUUCAAAUAUGAUUCCUGAUGUGUGUGAUGCCAUCUACUCAGUUUUGAAAGAUUACAUAAAAGUGCCAACUUUAAAAGAAUGGCAGAAAAUUCAACUUGGAUUCAAUGAAAUAUGGAACUUUCCUGGAUGUUGUGGAGCUAUUGAUGGAAAGCACAUAGUAAUUAAAGCACCUCCAAGUGCAGGGAGUGAAUACUACAAUUACAAAGGCACAAACAGUAUUGUUCUUCUUGGCAUAGUCGACCACAACUAUUGCUUUAGUUAUAUUGAUGUCGGAUCCUAUGGACGAAAUGCAGAUGGUGGUGUAUUUCAACAGUGUGACUUAUAUCCUUUACUGGAAAAUGAGUCAUUAUUACCCAAAGGAGGAGUUCUAGUGGGGGAUGAUGCCUUUCCCUUAAAAACCUACCUUAUGAAACCAUAUUCAAAGAUCAAUUUGACAAAGGAAGAAAGAGUAUACAAUUACAGAACUAGUAGAGCCAGGAGAAUUGUUGAAAAUGGUUUCGGCAUAGUAGCCAGUCGCUUUCGUAUUUUUGGUCAGCCUAUAGCAGUAAAAGUUGAAACUACCAUAAAAAUAGUAAAAGCUACAUGUGCUAUACACAACUGGUUGCGAUUAACUACACCUGCUUCUUACACACCACCUGGAUGUUAUGAUUAUGAAGAUAUUGUAAAUUCUACAAUAGUACAGGGGGAGUGGAGGUCUGAAAUAUCUAAGAUGCCAAGUAUUUUGCGUACACGAAAUUACAAUAGGCCAAAGAAAAUUGCACAACAAGUAAGAGAAACAUAUAAAGAGUAUUUCAAUGGAGAAUGGGCAGUUGAAUGGCAAGAUAGAAUGAUAUAG
Macrosiphum euphorbiae (potato aphid) is the source of this 1239-nucleotide messenger RNA. The record is from the annotation of a GenBank genome assembly. NCBI's taxonomy places the organism in Eukaryota, Metazoa, Arthropoda, Insecta, Hemiptera, Aphididae.